Molecule: messenger RNA, 1551 nt
Organism: Capronia epimyces CBS 606.96
Lineage: Eukaryota; Fungi; Ascomycota; Eurotiomycetes; Chaetothyriales; Herpotrichiellaceae
Exons: 1
Coding region: 1-1551 (516 amino acids)
Source: RefSeq, a predicted model, not a curated record
AUGCCUCAUUCACCACCACGAGUAUUGGUCGUCGGCAGUGGCGGCGCCGGCGUGGCAGCCGCCCUCGAGGCCAGCCGACACGGGGCCGAGGUGACGCUGCUCGAGUCAAGCGACCACCUGGGCGGCGCGACGGCCAUGUCAGGCGGGGUGAUAUUCGCGGCGGGGACGGAGACGCAGAAGAAGGCUGGCGUGCACGAUACCCGGGAGGAACUGAUCGCAUAUUACACGGCCAUCUGCCAAUGGACGGUCAGCCUGAAACUGCUGGAGACCAUCGUCGAUGGAUGCCGUGAUCUGAUUCCCUGGCUGGAGGACCUAGGCGUCGUCUUCCGGCCGGAAGACCUGUACGUGGCCGGCACGGAGAUGAACGCGCGCGGCCACAUACCCAGUGGCGACACGGGCGGGCGAGGUCCGGCUGGCGGAGCGGCCAUCAUCCAUGCGAUUGUGAGGGCGUUUGAUGAGCGGAAAGUGGUGGUUCACACCAACACCAGAAUCACAGGCAUUACGAUCCCAACCAAAACAAAAAGUCCCCAGACCAAGACCAAUGGUGACACCAGUACCAGCCCGGCCACCGAUGGUAGUGAUGGCAGCACCAACACCAGCAGCAAUGGUGACACUGACACCAUUGAACUCAGGUCGGAAGACGGCCGCGUCUUCCAGGGCGACUCGGUGAUCAUUGCCUCAGGCGGGUUCGGGGCCAGCCUGUCGAAGCUGAGCCAGUACUAUCCCGACGCGGUCAAGCACGAAGGCUGGACAUGGUAUAUCGGGCCCGCGACGAACCAAGGCGACGGGCUCGACCUGGGGACGACGGUGGGCGGGACGGUGGUCAACGUCAACAACGGCGGGGUGAACGCGACGCCCAACUUCAUCCAGGACGUCGACCUGUACAAGCCUGGGUGGCUACUGUACCUCAACACGCAGGGCGAGCGGUUCGUCAACGAGCUGGCCCCGUACACGUUUCUAGGGCCCACGGUGGUGAACCAGCCGGGGUCGCGGUAUUGGGGGGUGUUCGACACGCGGGCGCUGACUUACGCCACCGACCACCCUCCCAACACGGAUCCGUACGGGCUGGGGUUCAAGAUGCGGUCGAACUGGGAAGCCGAGACUCUGCACCGAGAGAUCGCCAGCGGCCGCAUCAUCCAGGCCUCGUCGCUGGCCGAACUGGCCCGUCUGACGGGGAUGCCGCCCGAGAGCGUCGAAUACACCGUGUCCAAGUGGAACCGCGACGUCGUGAACGACAAAGACAAGGACCCCGAGUACGGGAAGGAGUCGGCUGAAAUGUGGCCGCUCGACUCCCCGCCUUACUAUGCCGCCGAUGUGCGCUCCCACCAGGUCGGAAUCACCUACGCCGGCUUGAGGGUCGACCACGCCGCUCGCCUGCUCGAUCGCUUCGGCAGGCCGAUUCCGCAUUUCUACGCCGCUGGUGAAGUCGUCGGUGGCCUGGAAAAGUCCAUCUACCCUGGCGGUGGCUAUGCUAUUGGCGCCGCCCUGUUAUUUGGCAGAAUUGCGGGGGAGAACGCAGCAAGCGAGACGAAGGGAGACAGUCCCAGUUGA